This is a messenger RNA of Laetiporus sulphureus 93-53, 1560 nucleotides long. RefSeq lists its product as uncharacterized. NCBI's taxonomy places the organism in Eukaryota, Fungi, Basidiomycota, Agaricomycetes, Polyporales, Laetiporaceae. The record is from RefSeq and is a predicted model, not a curated record. The transcript is spliced from 2 exons. Bases 1 to 1560 code for a protein of 519 amino acids.
AUGAAGAAAUCUCAGCCUUCGAAAGUCACGGAGCUGAGACGGUCGAGACGCUUGAUGAAGAAGUUAGAGCGUUCGCUUCAAGCAUCCAAGGAUGCUGUAUCUAGUCUCCCGCGGGCAGACGAGACAAUUCCUUCAACCUGCACGGGCUCCGGAUAUCCUCGUCUGAUAGCUGUAUCCAUCCGCCACAUCCCUGCCGACGUCCUGCGACUCGUGUUCUCCGAAUACCUGGACAUUCCCGAUAAUGCUCACAGGUUACAUCGAGCAACAGUUCUUACCAUGGUGUGUCACACUUGGCGAGCUAUUGCGCUAGAUAGCGCGGAGCUCUGGACCGAAAUAAAGCUCUCACUCGACCAUUCUCUACCACCACUCUCGACCAUAUCAGCAGCCCUUUCUCUAUCACGUCAACGGCCUAUUGACGUCUAUUUGCGGGUGGAUAGACAUCUGGAAGAGUCUGAUCAUGCGUAUUGGCGUAGAGCCAUUGAAUUGGUGUGGGAGCACCAAGAGCGGUGGAGCUCUUUCGAUCUCGACUACCUGUACGAUCCCUACAUGCCGGCUUCCAGCAUGGAUCUCAAAUUACAGGGGACUCUGCCUUACCUACGCUUUAUCAAGUGCAAAUUACAAACUUAUCUCAAUGACAGAGGGUACUAUCAGAUUUCCAUCAGCGUUCACAAUUUCGUGGCACCAAGAAUAUGCAACUUGUCCCUUGGACGCUUGGUUAAUGGGGUGUUUAAGUUCACGCCGACGAGUUUAAGCCAUUCAUUCCUUUCACUCGAAUCCCUCCUUCUCGACUCCCGAUUAGUACACUUUCGAAGGGAGAGCCGCGUCGAGAUAUUGAGAGCGCUGGCGUGCCUGCCCAAGCUGAAAGUUCUCCAGAUCAUUGGCAACGGUUGGGAAGGCUCUCUCACGACACCCAGCCCCCCGAUUUGUUUGUCGUCCCUCAGGGAGCUCACCAUCACGUCGUGCGGGGAUUCGGCGAUCGCCGAAUGGCUGGCUAUAUUUCGGGCUCCAACUUUGACGACUAUUGUCUUACCUGUUUGCGAGAUGAAGAUGCGGGGCUUUGACACAUUCAAACAGCGGUUUCCGUCAUUGCACAGGAUGCAUUUUGGCGUACGCUAUCCAAUGGGUUCACUUACUCCCUAUGCCAAAUUCUCAAGAUACGUAUCAGUUAUAGAGCUCAAAACCUCUGUCAGCGAGUAUUGGAGCUUCCGGUGUUUGAUGCAAAAUUUGGAGCAGAAUGGCACCCAUCUUUUUCCUUUGUUACAUCGACUGGAGAUCCACUUUUCGCGCCGCCUGGAAGAAAAAUCCAUCGACAGGUACUUGAUAGAGGCUCUUCGCAACCUCGUCAAGACACGUUCGUGGAAGAGAGCUUCUAGCAGAAAUAACGACCUCGAUACAACUGGUGCCACGCUCCGGGAGGUGCAUAUACGGACCUCUGGGAAUAUGACACCAUCGCUGAGAAAAUGGUUCGAGGAGUACUUGGUAUGCUUUACCUGCUCGUCAACGACACUGCAAGAUUUGCAAGAAGAGACAGUGAGACUGGUGAAUGGUGAGGAGGAAUGA